UGAAGAGUCGCUACACUAUUAACGAUGGCUAGAUUGCGCAAUCUAUAGUGUGCACACGUGAGAACCACUUCACGUUAAUAUGAUGCAACGAUUGCUUAAUAGGUGAUGCUAAUCUGCUGUAUCACUCUGUAGUGGAAACAGUGGCCCACAGUGGCACACUCAUAUUCCUAAUGACAAUCAUUAGUGUUUUUCUCCACUUCACAAAUCACCUUACCUCAGAGUUCAUUGUUUGAAUUUUUGAAGUUUUCCGUCAGAUGGCGCUAGUAUCGGAUGCCGCUAGUACAGCUAUAUAGUAAUGAAAGAGGUUGGAAUAGGAAUACAUAAAAGGUCCACCAUCUUCUUCUUCUUCUUGAAUUUCUUUGUGUAUAAACUUACACAGUCAUGUCAGCGUAAUACUUGCUUUCUGAACUUAUUUGUACUAGAUAACCGAAUAGACACUUUUGCUCGGGACAGUUGUCCAGAUGGGGAUCAAACAAUGUCCAGCCUUUGCCGAGACCUAGCGCAUGUACAACUAGGUCGCCUCAAGAUCGUUACACAAAUAGUUAAUAUAAUCAUUAAGAAUCGAGCAAAGAAUCGUUAAUAUUCAAUACUGAUCUUCAAUGCCAACUAAAAGCGCAUUACAAUGGCUGACACACCGGAAAAGGUUCCCCUGGAGGAGAAGCAGCAGCAACCGCCGGCCAACCCCUUAUACCCUACCCUCGGCCAAGAGGCGGCCAAUCCAUUGCUACCGCAGACCAAUCCACAAGGGUAUCCAAUGGCACCAAUGGCUACUGGACCACCAGCCCCGCCCGGUUACAUGCCGGUGCCGCAGAUGGCCGGCAUGCCGAUCAUGACGCAGCCAGGCGUCAUGCAGAUGCAGCCCGUGCUCGGUCAGCAGCAAGUCACUGGAUGGAUGCCUAUACCACAGGGCAUUCCCAACUGUCCGCCUGGCUUGGAAUACCUGACAGCAGUUGAUCAGCUGCUGGUGCACCAGCAGGUCGAGCUGCUGGAAGCCUUCACCGGGUUCGAGACGGCCAACAAGUACACGGUGAAGAACACGCUCGGCCAGAAGGUGUACUGGGCGGUGGAGGACACGACCUGCUGCACGCGCAUGUGCUGCGGCCCGGACCGCCCGUUCGACAUCAAGAUCAUGGACAACUUCCAGAACGAGGUGCUGCAUCUGCGCCGCGAUCUGCGCUGCAAGUCCUGCUGCUUUCCGUGCUGUCUGCAGAAGCUGGAGGUGUCGGCACCGCCCGGCAACGUGAUCGGCACGGUAGUGCAGAAGUGGAGCCUCUGCCGGCCCGUCUUUGACAUACGCGACCGCAACAACGAAACGGUGCUAACGAUCCGUGGCCCGGUGUGCCAGUGUCCGUGUAGCGAUAUCAAGUUUGCCGUGUUCACCAAGGAUGGUACCGAGGUCGGUAAGGUGACGAAGCAGUGGACCGGCUUCGUGCAGGAACACUUUACCGAUGCGGACAACUUUGGCAUCAACUUCCCGAUGGAUCUAGACGUGAGGGUGAAGGCCACCAUGCUCGGAGCACUGUUUUUGAUUGACUACAUGUACUUUGAGAGCAGCGACAACAAGAAAGUACGCCGUUAAACGGUCAGUUUGAGUUGGGAUGUUUUGUUUUUCUGUAACAACUCUUUGCUAUGCUGCGGAGCCUUACAAUUUAACUCGCCAAACCUCAACAAAAGGACUCUGAUGAGAUUUAACUACAAUUUUGCAUUUACAAUUCAGGUAUUUAAAUAUUGCCUUACCGUACCGUGCCGUAGAUGAGAGUGGAGUGGAUUGAUGUAACGAUAAAUCUCAGGAAAACUUAACAUUUGAUGCAGAUAAAGGUAGAUGAUAUACAAUUCGUAGGUGCCACAAAGUGAAAGAUAUAUUUUGAAGAGAAGGCUCUACUUCGGGAUGACUUUUUUUUUAUAAAAUAUCACUUGAUGAUCAAUGUGAAGUUUCAACUUUUUUAUUUCCUUCUCUGUAUGAGCUAAGCUACAGUCAGAGAUUUAAUGAUUUACGAAAUCAACAAUUUACAGUUACUGCACAAUAAUAUCGCUUAAAUUGUAUUGUUUACUAGGAUAGGGAAAAUAAAUACUCGAACGCGCAACCAGAAUGAUUAGAAGGGGAUAGCAGCAUUACUGCUCGUAAUCUCUCCGAUACAGUAAAACAUCGAUUUGAUCUUCUAUUCAGACAGAAAUCCUUAAAAUUCGUAAAAAAAUGAAAUAAACGGAACUUUACACCUUACCUAACAGUGCCAACACAGAGACACACUGCCAACAGGAUUGUUUGUUGUUGUUGGGACAGGGAUUCUAAUGAGAUUAGAUUCGAGAGCAGCUUGAAGUGUUUACAACAAAUGUACAACUUUCUUGUCAAGGCACAUGUUCCGUUCCUACUAACGAUGUUGUAAUAUGAAAGAAAAAAAAAAUCAAUAAAACACCACUUGGUACUUAA
This is a messenger RNA of Anopheles arabiensis, 2428 nucleotides long. RefSeq names its product phospholipid scramblase 1-like. Gene Ontology annotation, biological process: plasma membrane phospholipid scrambling. The coding region runs from base 623 to 1579 and encodes 318 amino acids. NCBI's taxonomy places the organism in Eukaryota, Metazoa, Arthropoda, Insecta, Diptera, Culicidae. Gene Ontology annotation, cellular component: plasma membrane. Gene Ontology annotation, molecular function: phospholipid scramblase activity. The transcript is spliced from 6 exons. The record is from RefSeq and is a predicted model, not a curated record.